UAUAUCAGUUGCUGUCCAAAGCCAUCUUCAUGGUUUCUAAGUGGCACCAUCCUCAGUAAUCUCAUGUAUCUUUAGGCUGUACAUAUGGGUCUAUCCUCAGUUUCCAGUGAUGAGAACUCCAACCAGAAGUAGGGCAUCAGGCUGGAUCAGGCAGGUCUGGAGAGCAGAAGGGGUCAGGAUCACUUCCUACCCCAAACCCAGGAGUUAAACGAAGCUAAAUGCGCAUCGGUAGCGCAGCAGCGCGGGAACGAAUACUAACGGCUUUCCCCGUCGUGUGACGUCACCGAGAAGGGGGCGGGGUCACGCCUGGAAUCAGGAACAAUCCACACAAACCGAAUUCCGCCUCCUGCUUAUUAUUUUCUGACCAGUCAUCAAACCUGUGAUGUUUUAACCGAAAAGAAAUGUCAACAUGGGCUCUCAACGGAAAUACCACGCUACAGAGGGAGCUUGGGGAAGACUGCCUUUGUGCUUUUUGGCUAGCCUGUCAGCUUGUCUGUGCUUUUGCAGAGCAGAAGACAGUUCGAUGGAGAACAUCGUGACUGAGAAACAGGCUGAGGAAAGCCACCGACAGGACAGUGCCGACCUGCUCAUUUUCAUCUUACUCCUCACCCUCACCAUCCUGACUAUAUGGCUCUUCAAACACCGUCGAUUCAGGUUUCUACACGAGACAGGGCUGGCAAUGAUUUACGGAUUGCUGGUUGGGGUUGUGCUGCGUUACGGGAUCCACGUGCCUCGUGACAUCAACAAUGUUACGCUGAGUUGCCAUGUCAAUGCCAGUCCAGCCACGUUACUGGUCAACGUAAGCGGCAAGUUCUACGAGUACACACUGAAGGGCGAGAUCAGCGCCAGCGAAGUCAAGGAUGUUCAGGACAAUGAGAUGCUUCGUAAGGUGACCUUUGACCCAGAGGUAUUUUUCAACAUUCUUCUGCCGCCAAUCAUAUUUCAUGCGGGAUACAGCUUAAAGCGGAGACAUUUUUUCAGGAACAUGGGCUCCAUUUUGGCCUAUGCCUUUGUUGGAACGGUGGUGUCCUGCUUCAUCAUUGGCUUAUUGAUGUAUGGAUGCGUGAUGCUUAUGAAGCAUACUGGCCAGUUGGGAGGAGACUUCUUCUUCACUGACUGCCUGUUUUUUGGUGCCAUCGUAUCCGCCACUGAUCCAGUGACCGUCCUGGCCAUCUUCAACGAGUUACAGGUGGAUGUCGACCUCUAUGCUCUGUUGUUUGGAGAGAGCGUAUUAAAUGAUGCUGUUGCUGUGGUGCUUUCCUCGUCCAUUGUUGCAUAUCAGCCCGAGGGAGACAAUAGUCAUACAUUUGAAGCCAUGGCCAUGCUAAAGUCGUUCGGUAUCUUUCUGGGAGUCUUCAGUGGUUCCUUUGCUCUUGGAGUGGCUACCGGUGUAAUGACUGCCUUAGUCACCAAAUUUACCAAGUUGCGGGAUUUUCAGCUGCUAGAAACAGCCCUCUUCUUCCUCAUGUCUUGGAGCACAUUCCUGUUGGCUGAGGCUUGUGGCUUUACAGGUGUGGUAGCAGUUCUUUUCUGUGGAAUUACACAAGCUCAUUACACCUAUAACAACCUUUCCCCUGAAUCACAGGACCGGACCAAGCAAUUAUUUGAACUGCUGAAUUUCCUCGCUGAGAACUUCAUCUUUUCCUACAUGGGCCUGACCCUGUUCACCUUCCAGAACCAUGUCUUCAACCCCAUAUUCAUCGUGGGAGCAUUUUUGGCCAUUUUUUUGGGCCGUGCAGCCAAUAUUUACCCGCUCUCCUUCCUGCUCAACUUGGGCCGCAGGAACAAGAUAAGCUCCAACUUUCAGCACAUGAUGAUGUUUGCAGGUCUCCGAGGGGCCAUGACUUUUGCCCUGUCUAUCAGAGACACAGCCACAUAUGCACGACAGAUGAUGUUCUCCACCACACUGCUGGUGGUCUUUUUCACUGUGUGGAUAUGUGGAGGAGGCACUACUCAAAUGUUAUCUUUCCAGCGCAUCCGUGUUGGAGUGGACUCAGACCAGGACAAUUCGAUUGGCCCUGAGGGAUUAGAGAGGAGGAGCACCAAACAGGAGAGUGCCUGGUUAUUUAGGAUUUGGUACAACUUUGACCACAACUAUCUUAAGCCCAUUCUGACUCACAGCGGGCCGCCACUCACAGCUACUCUUCCAGCCUGCUGCGGCCCUCUGGCCCGAUGCCUCACCAGCCCACAGGCGUGCGAGAAUGAGGGCCAGCUGAAGGACGAUGACUCAGACCUUAUCCUGAACGACGGUGACAUCAGCCUGACCUAUGGCGACAUCACGGUUAGCACAGAUGCGACGGGCACACGCACGAUCAGCAUUCCGGCUGGUGCAGCGGGCGUCCACUCUGAUGAUGCUCUGGACCGAGAGUUGACCUUUGGUGACCAUGAGCUGGUGAUCCGGGGCACGCGUCUUGUGCUGCCCAUGGACGAUUCAGAGCCGCCUCUCCGCCACCGGGAGAUUUGAGCUGCAUGGAAAAAAUCCUGAAGGAAAUCAAAGGCUUUUCUGUCCCUCUCUCCAUCACCACCACAGUCUGGAACGAUCUCUCUCUCUUUCUCUCUCUCUACCACUACCACUGUCCUCUCUCUGAAGUGGCUGGUUUGAUGUCUCUACCUCAUUUGUCAUUUUCUUUCUGCUCCUCCAAACAUGACUUGUGAAAGCUGGUCAGUUCUUGCCAUCCAUUUUCUGCAUUUUUUUUUUUUUUUUCACAGAUUGGGUGUUAAACAGUAUGGCAUCUUCAGGCAUUGUUGCACUGUCUGUCUGGGAGGUUAGCGUGAGAAGUGAUAGAGCAAUGCUUUCUUGUCUGCAAAUGUGAGGUGUAAAAUAGCUGUGCAUGCUAAUUCUUGCUUUCCUGUUGGUGUGUGAGGCCUGGUUCAAAGGGGAUUCAAGCUUGGGCAGUGGUAAAACUGCUAAGAGUGUUAGACUUUCAAACCGCCUUCUGUAUCUGAGGAUCAGAAAAGAGGUGUGGUAACCUGAUGGCUCAGUGUUUAUGUGGUUGCAAUCAAGUGCCUGUUGAAUGUAAUUUUUACUUAUCCUUGGAGCAAAACAACACUGCCAUCCACUAGAGGGAGGCCUUGUAUCUUAAUACUGAACUCAUCUAUGUGAUGUAGGCUUCAAAUUGGCAACAAGAGGGACUUAUUGUAGUUUUGAGUGGCUAUGGAGGGAUGUCUGUGCAAUCAGAGGGCCCAGAACUCACAUACUGACCUUUGACUGUGACUUCUGGUGGACCUGCACCUUGUUAUACAUGUUCAUGUUAGUUACAGUAAGAUGUUCUUUUAGUUAGAGUCACGGUACAAAAUCUGAGGCCGUUUUUGUCUCAUUUGUUUGCAUUUUAUAAAAAGUCACAAAACAUCCUUAUUAAUUUUACCAUGCAGCUCUAAAUCACUGAAAUGACUUAGUGUCAUGUUUAACAGUGUACAACUAAAACUAUCCAUCAUAUGUAUUACUAAUAUAAACCAAACUAUAGAAAAUCCUUUUUUUUUUUUUUUUUUUUAAAAAAAAAAAAAAAAGAGGAUUUUUACCUUGGCUAGUGCAGACCUGCAAGGAUACAAAGAACAACAGUUCACAGCAAUGUGUUUUGAUUUCUUCAUAGGCCUUUUAAUGUACUAACCUUUGCAUGAUGUGUGAUGUGUGGAGAUUUGGAUAGCAUUGCUAUAUGCAUUGCCAUGUGUUCUCCCCCUUUUUUGUGGCAUUUUGGAUUUUUAUAGCGAAUUGAAAAACCAUCGUCCAAGUUGGUGUGUAAUGUCAGUGCAGCACAAAUUAAACUUACACUUUUUUUUUUUUCUGAGUAUAGAGGGAGGAUGGCUGAAUGAUUUUAAGCAUGCUAUUAAAGGGCUGAAUGAACAGGUAUUAACUGUUUUUUAAUAUUUGUACUUUUGGUGGAAAAAAUGUCUUGGGGAAAUCGACCAUUUCCUGUUUGAGUGUAAUGUUAGGGUGUGGUGCAGUGACGAGAUGAACAAUGGCGCUGAUGGGUGUGAGCACAACUGUACGUGUGUUACAGUUGUAUGUAAUUAUAUGUAUGUAUAUGAAUAUAUAGUGAACUAUGGGAUAAAUUAAAGCGUGACUGAUUUUUAAUACAAUGUCUAUUAAAAAGGAUAUAAAAUCAGUUAAAAAGGUGCGAACAACCCAUCAAGAGAUUUUUGUGUUGCAUUCUUGUCUCUUAAAAUUCAGGUGUGUGUGCGUGUGCGCGUGUGUGUGCACGCUCAUAAAACAAGCUGACUUUGUAGAAGGGUGACUAUUGCUUUGAAUGGACGGUGCUGGCACCCAUAAUGCAAUGGGUCUCCUGAAUGAAGCAGUAAAAUAAAACACUGUCUGUGUUACACUGUUGCUGUGGAUGAAGGCCCCUGAUGGACAAGGCAAGAGAGGAGUAGAUGCAGAAACAGAGAAUGAGUGAGGGCCAUCUAAAAGAAGAGUGAACAAGGCUUUCAGCAUAGCGUUAUCUCCUGCUGUGCAGGACAUUUUCCCAGAGGGCAAUGUAGCAUUCCUGUAGGCCUGCCUCUAGAUAACAUGGCCCACAGAAACAGGGCCAUUAUAUUUGAAUGGUCACAAGAUGAAGGAAUUCAAUAUGGUUGCAGUUUUUGCACUUUGUUUUCUUGCCUUGUUGACUUUUUUGUUAUGUCUUGAAAUAGCUCUUCUAUUUAUUUAAUUGUCUAAUGGUGGGUGAUUUUCACAUGAAAGUGACGAAUAGAAGAAUUGACCUGCUGUUAGACUGAGAUCAUUUUGCUUAUUUGUCAUGUGAAGGAGGAGUUUAGUAGACAAGCAUCUCUCAGUCUGUUUUCUUGAAGAGCAGCCAUCUAGUAAUGCCAAUACUAGCCACACAUAUAUGAGCAAGAAUAUUCACAAAAUUGCAACCAGUGUCUCUACUUGUACUCUUCUGAUCCGUGAGAAAAAAUUUUGAGCUCAGAAUUAUAAAGACUUAAGAUGAGCAAGAUUAAAUUUUUCUUUGUUUUUCCUGAAAUGUGCUGCAACUUUCCUAAAGACUGGAUUCACAAAAAGCCACUUGGGUACUGUUGUCCUUUCCGUUCAUAGAAAUGGCACGAUAUUUCCCUAAGAAAAGUGCAUUUAUUCCCCCUCAUUUCUGCUCCACAGUUUUGAGCUCGAGUUUCUUGAGCAAUGAGGGUUCGGGUUCUGCUUAUUAAAGUGUGUAAGUCUGUGUCCAGCUCUGCUGUUCUUCUGCUGCUUGUCCAGGAUAACUUACAAUCAGCUUCAGUGUCCAUGGCCACUAAAACGCUUUUUUUAUAUGGGUGAUAGCUUGUGCUAUGCGUUUGACUUGUAACAGAAAGAAACAGAUCGACAUGCAGAUUUGCCUAUGUUGUGUUUUUACUGAUAUGUAGCUGAGCUCUAGUCACAUCAUGUGCAGCCUCUGUUAUUACAUGUUGCAGGUACUGACUGUUUACAUAUGUGUAAAUAUGAUCAUCUGUUCAUGUGCGUGCAAUGAUCAAUAAAUAGAAGCCUGUGCUUUCAACUAAA
Molecule: messenger RNA, 5467 nt
Organism: Pangasianodon hypophthalmus (striped catfish)
Lineage: Eukaryota; Metazoa; Chordata; Actinopteri; Siluriformes; Pangasiidae
Gene: slc9a6a
Product: solute carrier family 9 member A6a
Exons: 16
Coding region: 410-2464 (684 amino acids)
Biological process (GO): proton transmembrane transport; regulation of pH; sodium ion transport
Cellular component (GO): membrane; recycling endosome
Molecular function (GO): sodium:proton antiporter activity
Source: RefSeq, a predicted model, not a curated record